Messenger RNA from Iphiclides podalirius (scarce swallowtail), 420 nucleotides. NCBI's taxonomy places the organism in Eukaryota, Metazoa, Arthropoda, Insecta, Lepidoptera, Papilionidae. The record is from the annotation of a GenBank genome assembly.
AUGGAUUUGCAGUAUUUUCUGGUCGUAUUGGCAUUACUGCUCUGCGAGUGCGCGGGAGGAGUGCUUGCAGCGAUGUGGCCGCGAUGCGAGGGCCUACAAAGCGCUAGAGGAGGAGCCGUUGGCGCUCUGCAAGCCUAUUACGCGGUCUCUGAUUACGAGGAAUUCACAGCUGCGGUAGACCUCGCUCAGACGCAGUUACGUUGCUGCGGAAUGAGUGAUGCCCGCAACUACGACAUGUCGGUGUGGCAGCUGCGGCGGCUCGGGCCCCGCGGCCUGUCCGUGCCGCUCAGCUGCUGCGUACAGACAGAGGGCGCGUCCUACCUCAACCCGGUGCCGUUGAAUCAGUCGCGCUGUCAAGACAUACAGCCCAAUCCGACAUAUAGACACGCGCCGGUACGUAACCAUAACGUGCUCAGCACA